AUGGCAACAGCGAAUCCACCUCCAGGCGCCUUUGCCGUGGAGGACCCCAACGGCGCGGAUCCCUUCGUUACGAGCUCGCACGACGCCCAGAGGCAUAGAUAUGCCGCAUUCGACAAGUCAUCGCUGUACGUGGGCGGUUCACCUGCGCAAGCCGAGCGGGCGCUACAGGCCCACCUCGCCGAAACCACACGCAGGCUACAAGAAACGUCACAUCUGGGCAAUGCGCUUCUUCAACAGAGGAAGGAGUUGGAAGACAGACUGAGGGAAGUAGCAGAGCAAAAGCAGGCCAGUGAUAUUGGUCCCGAGCUACGUUCGAAGCUCGUCGAGCUGGAAAAGGAGUUCAAUGAGGUUGGCAGGGAGACUGCCCGCGCAUUUCUGCCAAAGUCCAGGGUGCCAAGUGGAGAAACGAACGCGACUGCAGGUGCUUCGGAAUUCACUAGUGAAGGACACCAAUCUCCGACAAAGGUCAGCGUUCCGUCUCGAAAGCAGAGAAAUCAACAACCGAGCCGAAUUAAUGAUAUUGCUCUGGCUACGGAAAUUUCCACCUCGCUUCUCGCGCAACUGAAAGACCUGCAAUCCGUCCUGCUCGAGAAAGAUGAGGCUCUCAAGGCCGCCAACCUGGACAGGUCACAACUGGAGAUUGAGGUGGAGGGACUAUCGCAACGCAUGCGCACUCUUGACGAGAGUGAAUCUAGGCUCAAGGAUGUCAACUGGAACUUGGAGACCCAAUUGCGCGACUUUGAGACGCAGACCAAAGCAGCUGCGGACAGAGAGCAGCGCUUGAGUCACACUCUCAAUCUCGCCAGGUCCGAGAAGGCAACCCUCGAGCGGGAGUUUGAAGAGUUGAAGCACUUAUACUCUAAAGCCACUGAUGACCAUGCGCUGAAAUUUAAACAACACGAGACCGAAUUGUCAGGCCUGCGGCGAAAUGUUAGCAUGGGAGAAACGGAACGCGGAGCUCUUCAGCGCAAAAUGGAGGAGUUGGCUACUCAAAACCAUGAACUUGCGCGGGCUGUCCAGCACCGCCUGCGCGCGGAAGAGCAAGGUUCUGCCGAAGAUACCUCUCCGGACGAGAAUCCAGAUGGUGGUAAUACAAUAACACCUGAACACUCGCCUCCUCCGUCCCCAAUCAAGCCUACGCCUCGCCAUGGUCAACUUGAGUCUGAAACCCUCAAGCACUCUCUCAACCACGCUCAUCGUAUGAUUCAACAGCUCAAAAAUAACAUCCACCGAGAAAAGACGGAGAAGAUCGAGCUCAAGCGCAUGCUUCAGGAUGCUCGUGAUGAGCUUGAGUCCAACCGCAACACCUUGAACGGUCCCGGAAGUGCUAGCAAGCGUAGGAAGAACGACAAGGACGUCUUCAAGAAGCCCCCAAGACCGGAUCGCCUCGGAGCUCUCCGACACGGAAGCCAAGAGAUUGUCAUAGAUGACGAUGAGUGGGAAGAGCAAGAUGGUGUACCUGCCACGCCAAGCAGAGCACCUCGAUCAGUUGAAGCUGUGCCCGGUGCUUGGGGAGGCUUCAGUUCUGCUGCAGAGACCAGUGCUAACGAGGGCUUCGAGACUGCCAACGAGACCUCUGAUGCUGCAUUCGAGACCGCCAAUGAGCGCGAUGGAACCACUACGGAAACCGAUGCUUUCCAGACUGGAGCGGAGACCCUGGAUGGCGAUAGCAGCGACGAUCUGACAGAGACUGAGGCUGGACCAUCGACUACGGGUACGAUACGACAACGACCGUCUUCGCUGGCAAUGUCACACCGCGACUCAUACGAAAGCACGGCUUCUACUUCUGGUGACGAAUGGGACGAUAAGGAGAUGAGGACGCCUGUGCAGCCUCAAAACUUCCGCUCCAGGGUCAAGUCUCGCUCCGGUGCGUAUCGCAGAUCCACGCCACGAGCAAGUCAGGAAAUGUUCCUGGACUCGUCUCCUGCAGUGAGGGACUCACCUUCGAGUUUCGUUCAGAGCAACAAUAGCACGCCGGUCCAGGGCAAGAGCUUGUUCGCCGAGCUGGAAAACAUGAGUGGAGGAGAAAGUGAUGAUGGCAGUAUUGUGGAGGGCACGCCGAAUCGAUCCAGUGUACUGUCGCCAGAGUCUUCUCCAGAAGCCUUCAGAAAGUCCACGCUGCGCAGUUCGCCACUGCAGUCCGUCAUACUAUCCAGACCGCCAAUGGUCGAUUCUGGCAUGAUGACGGAACCGUGGACACCACCUCGACCGUUUAAAGCUAGCAAUGCUUCCUCCAUAUCAGCGCAGCACACCGAGCCCCUGAGCGCGCUUCUGCCGUCGUUCAGUAUGUCAGGGCUUGCAACCCAAGGCACAGAGCCGCGGUCAACGCCGACCCCAUCACUUGCGAUGUCAUCCUACGCUACUCAGGGCACCGUACCACAGUUGGCACCUUUGUCAUCAUUUGCCUUGUCUACGCUUGCCACUCAAGGCACGACGCCGCUGACGAUCCCUGCUCAAUCCUUAGGCAUGUCACAUAUGGUUGCACAGGGAACAGAGCCGCGCGAGACGUCUAUCGCAUCGUUACAGCUGUCUAUGCUAUCCGAACAGAACACUACCCCUCAGCAUAACGCUCCGCCUGCGUUGCACGUGUCUACUGUUUCAGCACAAGAUACUUCUCCGCAAUCCAUUCCUCCUCCCUCGCUCCACAUGUCUAAUGUGUCAAGCCAAGGAACUGUUCCAGAGUCUCCUUUACCGCCAUCGCUCAAUAUGUCAUCGUUCGCGGUUCAGGGCACCGACCCAGUGUCACCUGUUGUCACACGAACAGUUCCCCCCGGUUUUCGGUGUGUCGUCUAUUGCUAG
Messenger RNA from Didymosphaeria variabile, 2799 nucleotides. RefSeq lists its product as uncharacterized. The record is from RefSeq and is a predicted model, not a curated record. Gene Ontology annotation, cellular component: cell cortex; mitochondrion. Gene Ontology annotation, molecular function: tubulin binding. NCBI's taxonomy places the organism in Eukaryota, Fungi, Ascomycota, Dothideomycetes, Pleosporales, Didymosphaeriaceae. The transcript has a single exon. Bases 1 to 2799 code for a protein of 932 amino acids. Gene Ontology annotation, biological process: microtubule cytoskeleton organization; dynein-driven meiotic oscillatory nuclear movement; establishment of mitochondrion localization.